AAGAAGGGGAAAUGCAUAUCAUUGAUAAGGGAAAUGCGCCACUGCUGACAAUCCACAUCGAUCACCUUGGACCUUUAGAUGCAACAACAAAAUUGUACAAGCAUAUUUUAAUCGUUGUUGAUGGAUUUAGCAAAUUUACUUGGUUGUACCCUACAAAAACAACACCUGCAGAAGAGGUAAUCAGAAAAAUGUCGGAAUGGGCUAACAUAUUUGGAGCACCACAUCGCAUUAUCAGUGAUAAGGGGCUAGCAUUUACAUCGACGGCGUUUAAGGACUGGUGUCAGACAGAAAAAGUAGAACACGUCCUGACAACAUCGGGUGUGCCGAGAGGCAAUGGCCAAGUCGAACGAUUGAACCGAGUUGUUAUAAAUGUUAUUUCGAAGUUGUCAGCUGAUCGUACUGAAGCCUGGUAUAAAUACGUUGGCAAAGUGCAAAGAGUCAUCAAUAGUACCAUCAAUAAAUCAACGAAAUACCCACCAUUUGAAAUAAUGUUUGGUGUGAAAAUGAAAACGCCAAUGGAUGUCAACAUAAAUAAUAUGGUGGAAAGUGAAACAGCCGAUAUUUUAAUAGCUAAUCGUGACAGUAUGAGAGGAAAUGUCAGAAGACAAAUCGUAUACGCUCAGAAAGAAUACAAAGAAAACUUUGACAGACGUCGUAAAUGCAAAAGAAUCUACAAAUUGGGAGAUUUAGUGGCUAUCAAACGGUCACAAUUUGUCGCAGGGAAAAAGUUGGCCAACGAGGACUUGGGCCCUUAUGAGGUGAUCAGGGUCAAACGAAACGAUAAGUACGAUGUAAAGAAGGCAGCAGACUUUGAAGGCCCCAAUGCAACAUCAACGAGUUGUGACUAUAUGAAGCCGUGGAAACGGGAUGAAUCCGAUCUAUCCGAGACGGAUGAUAUUGUCGAAUGGCCGAAUGUAGGAGAAUAGGCAGAGAGGAGUUCGCCUUAAGUUGUCGUUGUUCAACAAACGUGCCGUACCAAACCGUGGUUUACUCGAC
Molecule: messenger RNA, 996 nt
Organism: Anastrepha ludens (Mexican fruit fly)
Lineage: Eukaryota; Metazoa; Arthropoda; Insecta; Diptera; Tephritidae
Exons: 2
Coding region: 12-926 (304 amino acids)
Biological process (GO): DNA integration
Molecular function (GO): nucleic acid binding
Source: RefSeq, a predicted model, not a curated record